AUGAGCUACAACAACAUUGACCCAAACGCAAACCCUCAAGCUAAGGCGCUUCUCAAGUUCAUCCAGUACCAAUUCGGCUGGCACUACCUGUCCGGCCAACAAGAUAUCACGAGCUUCAACUGGGUGAAAUCUCAGAUCGGCAAGACCCCUGCCAUCCUUGGCAAUGACUUCAUCAACUACUCCCCGUCCGCGGUGGCCAACGGCGCGACCGGGACCGACGUUGACACCGCGAUCCAGAACGAUAAAUCCGGGGCCAUCAACGCCUUUGUCUGGCACUGGAUCGCUCCCACCAACCUCGGUAAGGACGGGCAGCCCUGGUACUCAGGCUUCUAUACCAAGGCGACGUUCUUCAAUCUUGCUGGCGCGCUGAGUGAGGGCACCGGUGGCACCAACUAUAAGCUGCUUCUGCGCGAUAUUGACGCCAUAGCCAUACAGAUCAAGAAGCUGCAGGACGCCGGGGUGCCGAUCCUCUUCCGGCCGCUGCAUGAACCAGACGGGGCCUGGUUCUGGUGGGGCGCCCAGGGCUCCGGGUCCUUCAAGCAACUUUGGAAAAUUUUGUAUACUCGGUUGACGUCAUAUCAUGGACUGCACAACAUGGUGUGGGUGUGCAACACCGAUAAAUCGGACUGGUAUCCCGGAAACGAGUUCUGUGACGUGGCAACAGUGGACAUUUACGCUUCAGCGGGGGAUCACAACCCGCAGGCCGCCGCGUGGGCUACAAUGUACGAGUUGACAGGAGGGACUCGCGUACUUGCUCUUGCUGAGGUUGGGGUUAUUCCGGAUCCAGAGCUGCAAGCCAGCCAGGAUAUUCCUUGGGCUUACUGGAUGACUUGGUCGGGCGACUUCAUUUCUGGUGGGAGCCAGAACUCGAAGCAAUUUCUGUUUGAUGUAUAUUCUAAUACUCAUGUUGCAACUGUCGACGGGGUUACCCAGAUUGGGAAUUGGAAGAGCACAACUUAA
Truncatella angustata is the source of this 960-nucleotide messenger RNA. Its product is annotated as putative mannan endo-1,4-beta-mannosidase A precursor. Gene Ontology annotation, biological process: substituted mannan metabolic process. The record is from RefSeq and is a predicted model, not a curated record. The transcript has a single exon. NCBI's taxonomy places the organism in Eukaryota, Fungi, Ascomycota, Sordariomycetes, Amphisphaeriales, Sporocadaceae. Bases 1 to 960 code for a protein of 319 amino acids. Gene Ontology annotation, molecular function: mannan endo-1,4-beta-mannosidase activity.